Messenger RNA from Scylla paramamosain (green mud crab), 1659 nucleotides. Its product is annotated as putative nuclease HARBI1. NCBI's taxonomy places the organism in Eukaryota, Metazoa, Arthropoda, Malacostraca, Decapoda, Portunidae. Bases 264 to 1418 code for a protein of 384 amino acids. The transcript has 3 exons. The record is from RefSeq and is a predicted model, not a curated record.
UGGAGCCCGAAAUGUCGGGCGUCUGCGUCUGAAUCCGAAAAAAUAUUGACACGUUCGGGAAGAAAUCUUUUGGGAGCCUGACACCCUCCGAAAGCACCUACGAAUUUUGCUUGAGAACGUAUUAUCCUCUCAUUCAUAGCAGAAAUGUGUUAUGAUUGUAUGGAAAUACGUAAUAAUGCAGGUUAAACAUAUUAUUACACGAAUACAAUAUUUUUUGUCAGUACUUAAACUUUUUAAAAGAACUUGGUGUUUGGACGUGACGUAUGCCUAGGGGCCUGUUGUCGUGGCGCAAGCUUCUAGCCUGUCUUCACUUCUUACCAACAUCUCUACACCUCCCUGGAGCUUCAACCAUGGCUGGCAUUCUUGCUCUUGUGCACCUUCAACAUGCUGAUCGAGCUGAUAAAGCAAGGUUACCAAGGAGACUGGUCAAGGAUCACCAAAACCCUUUUGCUGCUUACUCUGAGGAUGAGUUCAUUCGGAGGUACCGGCUGUCAAAGGAGUGCAUUCACACCCUUCUUGGCCAAGUGGAACCAGAUUUGCCAAAAGCCAAGGAUGGACGAGGUUGCAGUAUUCCAGCAUACCUCCAGCUCCUCACAGCAAUGAUGUAUUUUGCCACAGGAAGCUCCCAGAUAUGUAUGGCUGACUGCCUGGGGAUGUCUGCUGCCUCUGUAUGUAAAAUUGUUAGAAGUAUCUCAACCAUUUUAUGUACUCGAGCUCGGACUUAUAUAAAAUUUCCAGAGCCAACUGACAUUCCUGACCUUGCCUCCAAUUUCUUCAAUAUUGCUGGCAUGCCAGGUUGUAUUGGUUGUAUUGAUGGCUCGUACAUCAAUAUAAUAAGCCCUGGAGGUGAUCAUGCGGAACUCUAUAGAUCACGUAAGGGCCGCUUUGCCAUCAAUCUUAUGGGGAUUUGUGAUUAUAACCUAGUAUUUAGAAACAUAAUAUGUAGCUGGCCAGGUAGUGUGCAUGACAGCAGAGUAUUUGAUAAUUCAAGAGUGUGCCAUCUGUUAGAGGAAGGAAAUUAUAGUGGGUAUCUCCUGGGUGACUCUGGGUACCCAUGCAGGAAAUAUUUGCUGACUCCGCUUCUUUCACCAACAACUGAGAAAGAACGGAAGUAUAACAUAGCUCACAUUAAAACCCGAAAUGUUAUUGAGAGAGCUUUUGGUGUGCUGAAACGCAGGUUUGCCAUCCUUAACAAAGAGGUGCGGACAAAAAUUAGCACAACCAAGCAAAUAAUUAUGUUAUGUGUCAUUUUGCACAAUAUUGCUAGAUUACACAAUGUUCCCAUGCCUGAUGAGAUGGAUGAGGAUGAGGUACUUGGAAAUGCAAUCCCAAACAUAAAUGCUGAGCAAGCAGUACCCAUUGAGAAUGUUGCCAGUGGCUUGGUAUUACGGAGCCGCAUAAUUGAGAACUGGUUUUAAAAUGUGCCAAAUUACACGUGCUUUCCUCUAUCCCAAAAUUGUAAUGCAUAUCAUUUCAAUCUUAAACUCUAUUGCAUCUGUCAUUUGAUACAUUGUUAUGUGACUCAAUACAAGAUACAAGUACCAUGUAGGAUGUAACUAUAUAUUUUCCUGUGAAGGACAAGACAUGAAAGAAAUGUUAUAUAUAAUUAUAUAUGAACCUCAAAGUGUAGGUCAUGAAAAUAAAUAGAGGUCAAGAUUC